This is a messenger RNA of Phyllostomus discolor (pale spear-nosed bat), 2966 nucleotides long. It is a transcript of the gene KIFAP3, whose product is annotated as kinesin associated protein 3. The record is from RefSeq and is a predicted model, not a curated record. The transcript has 20 exons. The coding region runs from base 229 to 2610 and encodes 793 amino acids. Gene Ontology annotation, biological process: microtubule-based movement; cilium organization. Gene Ontology annotation, molecular function: kinesin binding. Lineage: Eukaryota; Metazoa; Chordata; Mammalia; Chiroptera; Phyllostomidae. Gene Ontology annotation, cellular component: ciliary transition zone; kinesin II complex; axoneme.
GUGCAGCGGGGCCGGCGAGGCGGCGCUGGGCGCUCUGGGCGGCCGCUGCGUUUCGGGGCCUGGGAGCCGUGGGAGGAGCCGGCGGUCUCACCGUGGUAACCGCAGCGCCGCCGCGGCCCCGCCUUGCAGGCCUCGGGACUGUCACCGCCUUCGGGCCGGGAGACUUUGGCCAGGGUUUCCGGAUACAGCCCCGCCGGCCUGUCUUCCCACGCCGUCGUCGCCGCCGCCAUGCAGGGGGAGGACGCCAGAUACCUCAAAAGGAAAGUUAAAGGAGGAAAUAUUGAUGUACAUCCAUCAGAAAAAGCACUCAUUGUUCAGUAUGAGGUCGAAGCCACCAUUCUCGGGGAGAUGGGGGACCCCAUGUUGGGGGAACGAAAAGAAUGCCAGAAAAUCAUUCGUCUGAAGAGCCUCAAUGCCAACACAGACAUAACUUCCCUGGCGCGGAAGGUGGUGGAAGAAUGCAAGCUCAUCCAUCCCUCGAAGCUGAACGAGGUGGAGCAGCUGCUGUACUACCUGCAGAACCGCCGCGACUCCCUGUCAGGCAAAGAAAAAAAAGAGAAGUCAAGCAAGCCUAAAGAUCCACCUCCUUUUGAAGGAAUGGAGAUUGAUGAAGUUGCCAACAUCAAUGACAUGGAUGAAUACAUCGAGUUAUUAUAUGAAGAUAUUCCCGACAAGGUUCGGGGCUCUGCUUUGAUCCUGCAACUUGCUCGAAAUCCUGAUAACCUGGAAGAACUGCUAUUAAAUGAAACCGCCCUGGGAGCGCUGGCCAGAGUCCUGAGGGAAGACUGGAAGCACAGCGUGGAGUUGGCCACGAACAUCAUCUACAUCUUCUUCUGCUUCUCCAGCUUUUCUCAGUUUCAUGGACUUAUCACUCACUAUAAAAUCGGAGCUUUGUGUAUGAAUAUCAUUGAUCAUGAAUUGAAAAGACAUGAGCUUUGGCAAGAAGAACUUUCUAAGAAGAAGAAAGCCGUUGAUGAAGACCCCGAAAACCAGACCUUGAGGAAAGAGUAUGAAAAAGCCUUUAAAAAGUACCAGGGGCUUGUGGUAAAACAGGAACAGCUCUUACGAGUCGCCCUGUACCUGCUCCUGAACCUGGCGGAGGACACGCGCACGGAGCUGAAGAUGCGCAACAAGAACAUCGUGCACAUGCUGGUGAAGGCGCUGGACCGCGACAACUUCGAGCUGCUCAUUCUCGUCGUGUCCUUCCUGAAGAAACUCAGCAUUUUUAUGGAGAAUAAAAAUGACAUGGUGGAGAUGGAUAUUGUUGAAAAGCUGGUGAAAAUGGUCCCUUGCGAGCAUGAAGACCUGCUGAAUAUCACACUCCGGCUUCUGCUGAACCUGUCCUUUGACACAGGACUGAGGAAUAAGAUGGUGCAAGUCGGACUGCUCCCCAAGCUCACUGCUCUCUUAGGCAACGAAAGCUACAAGCAGAUCGCCAUGUGCGUCCUCUACCACAUCAGCAUGGACGACCGCUUCAAGUCCAUGUUCGCGUACACGGACUGCAUCCCGCAGUUAAUGAAGAUGCUCUUUGAGUGCUCCGACGAGCGGAUUGACUUGGAGCUGAUCUCCUUCUGCAUUAACCUUGCGGCGAACAAGAGGAAUGUGCAGCUCAUCUGCGAAGGAAAUGGGCUGAAGAUGCUCAUGAAGAGGGCUCUGAAGUUCAAGGACCCGCUGCUGAUGAAAAUGAUCAGGAACAUUUCGCAGCACGACGGGCCAACUAAAAACUUAUUUAUUGAUUAUGUUGGGGAUCUUGCAGCCCAGAUCUCCAAUGAUGAAGAGGAGGAGUUUGUGAUUGAGUGUUUGGGAACACUUGCAAAUCUGACCAUUCCAGACUUAGACUGGGAAUUGGUUCUUAAAGAGUACAAGCUGGUUCCGUACCUCAAGGACAAACUAAAACCAGGGGCUGCGGAGGAUGACCUGGUGCUGGAAGUGGUGAUAAUGAUCGGAACGGUGUCCAUGGACGACUCGUGCGCCGCCCUGCUGGCCAAGUCUGGGAUCAUCCCUGCGCUCAUCGAACUGCUGAAUGCUCAACAAGAAGAUGACGAAUUUGUCUGCCAGAUAACUUACGUCUUCUACCAGAUGGUCUUCCACCAGGCCACGAGAGACGUCAUCAUUCAGGAGACGCAGGCCCCCGCGUACCUCAUCGACCUGAUGCACGACAAGAACAAUGAGAUCCGAAAGGUCUGCGACAACACGCUGGACAUCAUAGCGGAGUACGAUGAAGAGUGGGCUAAGAAGAUUCAGAGCGAGAAGUUCCGCUGGCAUAACUCCCAGUGGCUGGAGAUGGUGGAGAGCCGCCAGCUGGACGAGAGUGAGCAGUACGUGUACGGGGAUGACCGAAUCGAGCCGUACAUCCACGAAGGGGACAUCCUCGAGAGACCCGACCUUUUCUACAACUCAGACGGGCUAAUCACCUCUGAAGGAGCCCUCAGCCCAGACUUCUUCAACGACUACCACCUUCAGAACGGAGACGUGGUUGGGCAGCACGCGUUCCCUGGCAGCCUUGGAAUGGACGGCUUCGGCCAGCCAGUGGGCCUGCUGGGGCGCCCGGCCACGGCGUACGGCUUCCGCCCGGAUGACCCUUACUACUACGGCUUCGGGCCUCGGUGAAGGCCUUCCCCUCCGUGCGCACGCGUAGCUUAGAGGAAACCUGUGGGGGUUGGGUUGGCUUUGAAUGGGGGGCUAAUAAUGCAUGUUGAUGCUAGUGCGGGUCUGUGCUUCUUUCCUUUUUCCGUGGUGUCAGCGGCAGACUGACUCCGCCCCCUGGGCUCGUGCCGCGGGCAGCGGUGCUCGCCCCCGCUCCCGCACCAAACCGCCUCGGGGUGCUGGAGAGCGUCCCCCACCCCGAGACUCCAAGCGAACCCCGAAAAGCAACUAGACUGGAAAACAAACACUGCAUUAUGUAUAUUAGGUAACUAAUUUAAUUUCCAUUAAAAAGAAGCAUAAAGUACAAAUGAAUGAGAGAA